AUGGACGGCGAUGAUCCCCUGAAGCAGCUCGGGCGCCGCGAUGGCAUUCGCGUUGUGGUCCGCUCUCGUCCCUUGAAUCAGACGGAACACCGUCCUGCACGUGACUAUCAGGCCGUCGAGGUGCUCGAAGAUCAACAGACCCUCGCCAUCAAAACCACAGACGCCGAAGCCCCACGCACCUUUACUUUCCACAGAGCCGUUGACGACCGCUGCUCCCAACAGCAAUUUUUCGAGGUCUCUGGCAUCAAGAACCUACUCGACUCGGCCAUGGAGGGCUAUGCCUGCACCGUCUUUGCCUUUGGCCAGACUGGAAGCGGCAAAACUCAUACCAUCACCGGUCCUGAUUCUCGCGACGAUGAUGGCAUCCUGCAGCGCUCCAUUGCCUACAUUUGGCAACAGGUGGCUAGCCGUUCCCACGUCACCUACAACUUUCAGGCUUCAUACCUGGAAAUUUACAAUGAACAAGUCAUGGACCUUCUCAAUCUUCGCUCGGAGCGAGGCGCUCUGCCCGUUCGCUGGAAAGCAGAACGUGGCUUCCACGUCGAAAACCUUUUCCGCGUAGAAUGCGCCAGCGAUCAGACCAUGCUCAACGUUCUCGAGGAAGGUCUUCGUAAUCGUCAUGUUGCUGCCCACCAGAUGAACGAUCGAUCCUCUCGCAGCCAUAGCAUCCUCUCCAUCGAUAUUCACAGCAUCGUCGAGGAAUCAGAUGGCACAGGCGAUGGCCCCUCAGUGGUCCACCGACAUGGCAGUAUCAGCUUUGUCGACUUGGCUGGUAGCGAGCGCGUCGAGCGCACAAAGGCCGAUGGCCAAACUCUUGUGGAAAGCAACAACAUCAACAAAUCCCUUUUGACCCUCGGCAACUGCAUUAGUGCGCUGGCCGACCCCCGAAAGCGCAAGGGACACAUCCCCUACCGCGAUUCUGCCUUGACCAUGCUGCUCAAGGACUCUCUGGGCGGUAGCGGCAUGACCCUCAUGAUUGCCUGCAUUUCCCCUGCGGCUACCUCUCUGCCGGAAACUCAAAACACCCUGCGAUAUGCCUCACGGGCCAAGCGGAUCCAAAACAAACCCAUCGUGCACAUGGAUCCUCAGCAAAUGAUGAUUCAGGCCCUGAAGCGUGAGGUGCGCAUGCUUCGACAAGAAUGUGCGUACUUACGCAAUCAAAUCGACUCGGGCAGCGAGGUCGUCUCUUCCAACUCUCUCCUCACUCAAGAGGCCCUCAAAGGUGAGCCGUUUUGUUUCUUCUACCCCUGA
Molecule: messenger RNA, 1251 nt
Organism: Monosiga brevicollis MX1
Lineage: Eukaryota; Choanoflagellata; Craspedida; Salpingoecidae
Exons: 5
Coding region: 1-1251 (416 amino acids)
Biological process (GO): microtubule-based movement
Molecular function (GO): ATP binding; microtubule motor activity; microtubule binding
Source: RefSeq, a predicted model, not a curated record